Messenger RNA from Dovyalis caffra, 177 nucleotides. NCBI's taxonomy places the organism in Eukaryota, Viridiplantae, Streptophyta, Magnoliopsida, Malpighiales, Salicaceae. The record is from the annotation of a GenBank genome assembly.
AUGUCAGAUAUGCUCAUGACGAAAAGUAAGAAACUGGGAGGAACCGGAAUUCAUCACCACGCUAUUUCUAAAUUUGCUUUUUCAGCUGUGGGUACUGGUCGAAUUGUAUACUACGUUGGUGCUUACGCAGAAGAAUCAGACCUCCGAGAGGUUUCUUCUCGUCUGAAAGCUGAGUGA